AUGGAUUUGAGCCAGAGCAUGAGCCAGAGCCAAAAUCACAUGCUGCACGGGCCUGCGCCUGAAGACCGCCAGCUGCCGCCAUCCUCCUCAUCCCUCACCCACACGCACCACUUCCGCCCACCUGCUUCUGCUUCUGCUUCUGCGUCUACCUCUACGGCGGCUUCUGCUUCCAUCUCCACCACCUCUCAACCCAACAAGCACGUCCUCUCUCACGCUCGCUUUGAUCCGACACAUCUCCCGUCCCAGCUGCCUUCAUAUGCUCCCCCGAGCUAUGCGCAUGCCCAAUCCCACGAUUCCAACCUGCUGAGGUUUCCCGACGCCCCGACUACCGAGCUUGCACCCAUCCUUCCUGCCGCCAAACACAAUGAUAACGUCGGUCACAACCUGCCAUCUCUCUCGUCCGUGACAGGUCCCCCGCCCCCGCGGUUCACUUCCAUCGUCGCCCAAUCUCAACCUAUCGAAGCGCAGCAGCAGCAGCAGCAUCAACAUCAGCAUCACCAGCCGCAAUCACAACCCCAACCAACUACAUCCUCCCUGAAGCGGUCUUCGACGACAACAGUACCCCUCACCCACUGGCCGAGCCUCAACCCCCUCACAACGUAUUAUACACCUAGUCAUGCCCAGUCCGCCGACUCGCCUGCGCGAAUGGAUCUCGACGUAGUCAGCAAUAGCGCCAUGAGCGCAGCAUCCCCAGACCGGUUUUACGAAGGACGCGCUGCCAGUGUCAGUCUGGACGACCCCGACGUGCGCAUGGCAGCUGAAGCGCUUGGGGAUCUGCGAGCCGACUUCAUUAACUCUCCUCCCGCCCGUCACACACCUCUACCGAGAGCAUCGCCGGCCGUGUCAAUCACUUCAAAUCCACAACUCAAGUCUGAAGAACCCUUAUUCUCACUUCUGACAACAUCCCACCCGUUACUCGCGACCACUAUCGAAGGUGCCACAUCGGCUUACAAUAACUCCAAAAACUUUUCCCCGAGAUUCAAAUCUAGCGCCGAAUAUGUAGAGGGUUACUUGACGCCCAUUGCCAACACUGUCGGCACGGUUGGGCGGAAGACAGGUGUUGAAGGUGGCGUACGCUGGUUUCUCGGCGCCGGUCGACGGCAUCAGUCCAAUGACAUUGAAGCUGCCGACGGAGGGUCUCAUAAGCGGCGCAAGGUUGACACGGGAGAAGACUUGGCUAGGCUCAUGAUUGAUGCACAGAGCAACAUGAUGCCUGACGUCGACUCUCCCCGUGAUCCAUAUGUGUUCAAGCACGACCGUCGACUUUCGCGAGCUAGCACAAUCGAUACCCUGCCGGCGUAUGACGACUACCGGUCCCCGGCCUACAGUGAGAACGAAAAGGCCGAGCGACCCACAUCAUCAAAUGCUGCUUGGCAGUCUCGCUUAAUCAUGUCUACCUCGGGUCUCAGUGUUGCUAUGAGCGACGAGAGUCUCAGGAGCUUGAAGUAUUGUCUACGAUGGUUGCGGUGGGCGAACGAGCAUAUUGGUGGGGUUAUCAACAAUCUCAAGACGACUCUUGAACAAUUCGAGAAGCCGGGUCAGCCCCAACAGGAAGAGCAGACUGCAGUCACUAACGAUGGCGACCAUGUCAUGGCUGACAGCCAUCCCGAGCCAAUGUCUGAGCAGGAGCGCACAAUCCUGGCGGCCAAGAUUGCUUCACUCAAAGGUGACGUUCUGAAGACACUACAGAAUGUAAUCGUCACCGUUUCCAAAUACGCUGGCGGGGCACUCCCCGAAAACGCUCGUCUGUUGGUUCGCCGUCACCUGACUACUCUGCCACAGCGAUUCCGUUAUGCUAGCAUGGUUGAACACCAACAGGGAGAGAAGGUUAGUGACCAGGAGGCGAUGCGCGAAGGCGCCCAUCGUGUACUCGUUCUAGCUAAAGAGGGUCUCGACAUGAUGUCGCAAGUCAGUGGAGUCCUUGAUGGCACCAUUGUCAGUGCCGAGGAAUGGUGUGAAAGACUUGGGAGGAAGAAGCGGGACCAACGCGAGGCUGUCCUACCGCAAUCUCAACCUCAAGAGGGUGAUGUCAAGGUUGCCCUUGUUUGA
Messenger RNA from Colletotrichum costaricense, 2049 nucleotides. RefSeq lists its product as uncharacterized. Gene Ontology annotation, cellular component: nucleus; endoplasmic reticulum. The transcript is spliced from 2 exons. Bases 1 to 2049 code for a protein of 682 amino acids. Lineage: Eukaryota; Fungi; Ascomycota; Sordariomycetes; Glomerellales; Glomerellaceae. Gene Ontology annotation, molecular function: transcription corepressor activity. The record is from RefSeq and is a predicted model, not a curated record. Gene Ontology annotation, biological process: phospholipid biosynthetic process; endoplasmic reticulum unfolded protein response; regulation of transcription by RNA polymerase II.